AUGGAUAGGAUCAGUUUGUUGCCAGAUGAUGUAGUUUUUAAGAUAUUGUCAUUCGUUCCAACCAAAGUUGUUGUAUCCACUAACCUUUUGUCCAAGCGAUGGCGUUAUCUCUGGAAGCAUGUGCCAAAGCUUGAUUAUCGUGAUCCAUCUCUUGUUGACACUGAGCAUUGGAGAGCUUCACGAUUUGUUGACAAGUUUUUGCUACUUCACGAAGCUCCAGUCUUGGAAACUCUGCAUCUCUCACUUAGUCGAAAUUGUCCUCCUUCAGAUAUUGAAACAUGGAUUAGUGUUGCGAUUUCUCGUCGAGUGCGCAAUCUUCAUAUUUACCGGUACAUACCCAGUACAGGGCCCAUACGGUUGCCUAGGAGCCUGUAUACAUGUGAAACCCUUGUGUCCUUAUACCUCCUACUAGAUUUCACUGUGGAUGAUGCUCCUUUCAUGUUUUGUUUCCGGUCACUCAAGGUUCUGGUCCUUUUAUUUGCGAAAUUCUCAAGUGAUGAGAUUGUUAAUAGACUUUUAUCCGGUUGCCCUGUCCUUGAAGGACUGAUAUUGAUUCGUCGAAAUGACAACGUGAAAAAUUUCACAAUCGCGGCUCCUUCAUUGCAGAGAUUAAUAGCCAUAGACUGUCGCUCUCAAGUUCCUGGAGAUGAUGUUGGGUUUGUGAUCAAAGCUCCGUCUUUAAAGUCGUUGACGUUGUUGAACUUUUCUCCCCAUAGUGGGUUCCGUUCUUUAGUAAAAAUGCCAGACCUCGUGAAGGCUUCUAUCAAGGUUCGACAUGGUGAUUCUAAGAUGUUUAUGGGUUGUCUUACCUCAACCAAACGCCUUGCCUUAUGUCUACAACCACCACUGGAUUCAUGUCCUAUAGGCGUCUUCAAUCAGCUAGUGUCUCUAAGUCUUUGUACAUGCUCUUUAGGUUGGUGUCGUCUUAUACUCAACCAUACACCUAAACUCCGAGUUCUCAGAUUCGAACAAAGACAAGCAAAAUUUUAUCAAUUGCUAGAUCCUCUUAAGAGAUGUUGCAGCAGUUCCGUAGAUGUUCAAACUCAAUGGGAGCAGCCGAGUUCUGUUCCUAAGUGUUUGAUUUCGAGUCUUGAAACUGUUGAGUGGAUUGAUUACAAAGGAAGAGAAGUAGAGAAAAAAGUGGUGAUGUAUUUGCUAGAAAACUCUCGACAGCUUAAGACAAUGGCUAUUAGAUCCCUGAAAUCGACCAAUGAUAACGAGAAACUCAAGAUGCUGCAAGAGCUAUCGUCCAUACACAGGAUUUGUACUAAAUGUGGGCUUUCCUUCACCUGA
Arabidopsis thaliana (thale cress) is the source of this 1293-nucleotide messenger RNA. Its product is annotated as F-box/RNI-like/FBD-like domains-containing protein. Lineage: Eukaryota; Viridiplantae; Streptophyta; Magnoliopsida; Brassicales; Brassicaceae. The coding region runs from base 1 to 1293 and encodes 430 amino acids. The record is from RefSeq and is marked reviewed. The transcript has 2 exons.